Acanthaster planci (crown-of-thorns starfish) is the source of this 2229-nucleotide messenger RNA. Its product is annotated as receptor-type tyrosine-protein phosphatase T-like. Gene Ontology annotation, biological process: protein dephosphorylation. Gene Ontology annotation, molecular function: protein binding; protein tyrosine phosphatase activity. The record is from RefSeq and is a predicted model, not a curated record. Lineage: Eukaryota; Metazoa; Echinodermata; Asteroidea; Valvatida; Acanthasteridae.
UUUUAGGCAGAGCGGGUGUUUAAAUUAUUCCAUUUAUGAUUCGCUGAUGCUUUGACGUUUUCCUAUGGCAUUGCCAACGCUUUUAUGUGUCAACCAUAUAAAUUUGGUAUGAAGUGACUUCAUCAAGUUUCUGAUUUGUUAUUUUGGUUAUUCUGUACCAGGAAAGAGAUGACCAACUUUCUUGCCCAUUGGCAAUUCAAAUGAUUUUCAAUCGGACCAGGAUACAGGUGGUCAACCAGGAAGUACUUUGGCUGUGGAUUACAGUGUUUGCAUUCGAUCCACCAUCCACCUAACCGCGAGCUAACCCCGGGAUUUCCCAGUUGGACAACGACACAAAAGCCGCUCAGAAAAGGCAAUUGUGUACAAGCAGUGGACAAGGUCAGGCCAUUUUGUAGCUCCAACACUGAGGAACUGAGCUCGCGUGAAGGGACGUUCAUAACCAUACACAACAGUGACCAGUAUAAAGCGUGUAUUGCAGUGGAAUCGGUGAGGAAUGAAAUAAAUGUCAUGGCUGUUUACUCGUCAUUCCAUUGGAGUCGAGUGGGAAUUCUGCUACUUUGGAUCGCUGGGUGCCACUUGGAUUAUGGUGUUUCCUUGGACGUACGAUCCAAGCCAGCAUCACAGAGCACUACCUCUGCUUCUAAUGUUGGGGCAGAGAAGGCGGUGGACGGAGACAUCACCACUAUCACCCAUACAGCAUGGAGGUAUUCAUAUCAGAGGCAGGAUCCCUGGUGGAGAUUGGACUUGGAGGCCGUCUACUGCAUAAGGAAAGUCACUAUCAUCAAUAGAAUGGACCGGCAUGAUGUCCGCAUAAAUGGUGGCAUCGUACGUGCCGGACUGAAUCCAGACCGCGUUUCCAACAGGGAGCUAGGCACGAUCAGUCAAACCGAAUCAUCCGACGGGGACCUAGUAAUCACGAUGAUUGCCGACCCAUUUGUCAGUGCCCGGUACGUGAGUGUUGAUAUCCCCGGGGACAACAUCCUACACAUGGGUGAGGUCAUGGUGGACGAAUUCAUCGAUGAAGAGGCUGCAGCGUCCACCGCCAUCCCGCUGCGUGGGGAUGCUGCCUCUCAGAGUUCAUCGUUCCGUUACUCGGGAGGCGUGGAUUGGACGGCUGAUCGAGCCGUGGACGGAGUUGUCCAAACGGAGUACGACAACCCUUACUGCAGCCAAACAGCCUCUGAACCAAACCCGUGGUGGAAAAUAGAUCUGCAAGCUGAUCAGUGUGUUCGGAGAAUUACACUGAAGAGCCGGGAUGCCACGUACGUGAGCGGUCGAUACGGCUUCGAAGACGCCGUCGUGCGUGCAGGUCUGAGCAGUGUGCCCACCGACAACACCGUGUGCGGUAGUCCGGUCACCCAAUACCAAGCCGUAGCCAAUAACUGGAUGGAGUUUGACUGCAGUCCGCCUCACGGCUUGACAGCACGAUACGUCAGCGUCGAUAUCCCGAGGACUACGUACCUUCCACUCUGCGAAAUAUUUGUGUUUCCAUGUGAUCUACCAGAAGUGGAUUUUACGCUUGUCGCCAAUCCUGCUCUCGUCGACUCGUCUGGAGGCAACGAUGUUGUCCUUACGGCGUACAAAGGUCCAAAUGACAUCAUUGCCGGUGUCACAUUUGGCCGUCAGUUAGCAACAGGUGGACUGAACGGACUUCCGUCAGGAUCGACUGAAGAAGACGAGCCGUCUCUGGGAUGCACGGCUAGAUCGCUUCGACUACCCGCUGCGGAUGGGAUCAGUAGGGUCGGUGUGUUGUACUUCGAAGGAACCAGGAAGGGCACCAAGACAAGAAUUCAAAGCAUCAUUUUGCCCGAAGAUGACGGUAGCGUUCACAUCCGUCCUGUUGAGCGAACGCAGACCGUGAGCGUCGGAGACUCGGUUCGACUCGAGAUGCGCGAUGUGAAUUCACCGACCGCAAGCUACAGAUGGCGCAAAGAUGAAGGUGACGUCAUCACAUCUUGGGAUAACCAACUCAGUGUAUCUAUCGACAAUGUUGCCGUCAGUGAUGGAGGAAUCUACAGUUGCUCCGUGACCGACCAGGAGGCUCAACAACUGCAUGGCAUCAUGAGGCUCAUUGUGCGAGGUUGUCCAGAGGGGAUGUGGGAGCAGCCUUCCUGUACGCAGAUCUGUCGUCGAUGCUACAACGGAGGAGUGUGUGACGUCAGCACCGGCUCGUGUGUCUGUGCUCCAGGUUUUGGUGGAAAACAUUGCGAAAAAGGUAAUGGCAACUGA